AUGCCCACUGUAACAAGGAUCAGUACGGCGAGGAUAACUAACUUUGGGCCAUUGACAACAACCUAUACGGCGCCAGCAUCAUGUGCCACUGAAACAGACCGCAUUUACUUUGCUUAUGAUAGCGACCACCCCGAAUAUCUCUGGGCUAACCCUACCUGCAAAAUGCAACUGAUUGGGAAAUGCAUACCAUCCGGAGAUCAAUACGAUCAUCUGAUCACAGCAACAUAUGCCAAGACCUUCGACCUUGGCUUUUACCAUUACUACUCUCCGGGCCUAUACUGCCCUUCCGACUGGACGACGGCCGGGAAAUACGUGAGGGGAACUGGAAGCAUUGGACAGAUGUCUGGGCAACUCACCAGGACGGAAUCAACGAUGGUACCUGAGAGAUGGGAGCCAGGUCGGCCAUUCCGACAGGACCCGGCAAGCGUUUGGGUACAGGUCUUGGAACCUUCUGAGACACUGGCGGAACUACACACUCAACUUCAAUGGCAAUUGUUACUCAGUGCUUGGUCCAUUGUCUACGUAUGGAUACUCGGAGAUAUGCGGGUUCCAAUUCGCGUCAACCGCGGUACCCGUGACACGCACGAGAAGCGGACAUGA
This is a messenger RNA of Fusarium subglutinans, 600 nucleotides long. RefSeq lists its product as uncharacterized. The transcript has 2 exons. Lineage: Eukaryota; Fungi; Ascomycota; Sordariomycetes; Hypocreales; Nectriaceae. Bases 1 to 600 code for a protein of 199 amino acids. The record is from RefSeq and is a predicted model, not a curated record.